This is a messenger RNA of Halichondria panicea, 3810 nucleotides long. Its product is annotated as ubiquitin carboxyl-terminal hydrolase 8-like. NCBI's taxonomy places the organism in Eukaryota, Metazoa, Porifera, Demospongiae, Suberitida, Halichondriidae. The record is from RefSeq and is a predicted model, not a curated record. The transcript is spliced from 17 exons. Gene Ontology annotation, biological process: protein deubiquitination. The coding region runs from base 145 to 3666 and encodes 1173 amino acids. Gene Ontology annotation, molecular function: cysteine-type deubiquitinase activity; protein binding.
GCGUGAUAGGUGGGCGUAGUCAUCAACAUCACAGUAUCAACAAACAGCUUAGAUAUAGCUAAGCUAGACUUAGACUAGACCAAGGUGAGCAGUGUACAGUGUAGAGGAGGGCCCUAUACAGUCUGUGAGGUUGUGUGUGUGAGGAUGUCUACAGUGAAACCUCUCCACCUGGCCAAGAGCCUGACAGAGUUGAACAAGCUGGUGGAUACCAAGACACUGGAUGGAGCCACUCCUAAAGGGUUGUGUCGCUCGGCUGAUAAGCUUCUGUUACGUGCUACCUCUGAGAUCCUAGCUGGGGACCAGGAGCUAGCCUAUAUACUGUACAUGAGGUUCGUAGAUGUUGUGAAAGCCGUAACUGGCAGCAAAGAAUACAAGAAAGAUAAAACAGAACUCAGCAAGUUAUUACCCACUCGGAGGAUUAGUGAAGCACUGACAAAAGCAGAGAGUCUGUCAUCUUGUCUAGAGGAAAGAUAUGCACAGCUUAACGAGGAUCAAGUGGUACCUAUCAGUGAGCUGGAACCUGUCUCCAUGGCAACAUCCACUAAUGUCUCUAAACCACUGCAGGCCACACCCCCACCACUCACGCCCACACAACUGUACACUCUCCUCACGUCCACGCCCACACAAGUGCUCGUGAUUGAUUGUAGACCGAGAGCUUCGUACAAUGCCAGUCAUCCAGACAGUAGCAAAUACCCGCAAUGGUUGAGCAUACCAGAGGAGGCUGUCCUUAAAGGACUAACUGAACGCUCUGCUGAAGCUUUCCUCCGAGCAGCUGGGAAGGUCCUCUGGAGGGAGAGGGAGAAACUGGCUACCGUGGUGAUGAUCGAUGAGGCGUCAUCAACCGACCAAUCAGAAGUUCCCAUACUUGCCCUCCGAGAUGCACUUACUAAGUGGUCCGAUGGGCACUCGUUAACCCCUCCUAACCCCUAUAUUCUGGACGGGGGUUAUAAUAUGUGGUAUCUGUCAUAUCCUGUCACUACUGUUGGCCGCUACAAGCCGUCACAGAGGUCAGGGGUCAAGGAGGAAAAGGUCGAAGAAGAAACCUCUCAACUGUCAUAUCCUACUCUUGAAGAGUCGAUUGAUCUAGUGAACUCUGACCCCUCAAGCAGUGACCCCUCUUCAGUUAGCAUCGAUAUGGACGAAGCUGUUACCAUAGAAACACCAUCAGCCCCUCAACCGAACGUUGCUAUGGAUCGUUAUGUUGUUAACAAUGUUGGAGCUAUUCAACCAUCAGGGAUGGAUAUGUAUCUGCCAUCGUUCCCGGUGUAUGCCCUCCCCCCGGCCCCUCUCGUACCCCUCAGUCUAGAGGGUGAGAGUGAACUAUUAGCCCCUAGUCUAUCAGAGGAGAUACCAUUCUUGCCUAUAGAAGAGGAACAGAACGACAUGUAUCAAGAGUUCGGAAUAGUCUCCCAACAUGCUCUUAUAGACACUCCAUUCCCGGGAGGCCACGCUCCUUUAUUCUAUCAACCACAACCUUCGCUACACUACAAUCCUCAGCCUAUGAUGUAUGUGCAACCGCACCCAGAGCCACACCCACUUCCUGUGCACGCAGGUCCUGAUACUAACAGAGUGAUCAACGGGCCAAUCCCUAACCCCCCAUCAUACGAACAAUCGCACAGCCUACCUCCACUGGCCCCUGUACAACCACCACUACCUCCACCCGUCUCAGCCAACCAGUUCAACCAGGCACAGAACCAGUCAGACGGGUUUAUGCAAUCAACGGACACUCGAGACGCUCGAAUACGUGAGCUAGAGGAGCGAUUGGCCAGUACAGAGAGAGCAGCACAGGAGAGGAAUCAAGCUAGAGAUGAUGCACGCAAGGCGCAAGAGGGAGAGUUGCUGUCCCUUAGGGAACUGGUGAAUAGUGACAGAGCUAAACUAGCAGAGGAUACACAGCGCAAGCAACAGGAGGUGGAGUUGGCACGGGCACAGCUAGUCAGGGAGCAACAGCUUGCCACUGCCACGCUCGAGGCUCAGAGGAGAGCUCUAGCUGAAGAGAAGAAGAGAAUGACCCUAGAGUCACGACAAGUGGCAGCCAUGAAGAUACAGUUUGAGAGAGAGCAGAAGGAAAUGUCAGCCCACCGUGAGGCAAUGAGGGAUCAGGUGGAGGCUAAGAGAAGAGAAGAGCAACAGAGAGUCUUUAGCUUACAGAGUGGUCUCCCUGCAGGAUGGGAGAAGAGGUUGGACUCAACUAAUGGCCGCUUCUAUUAUGUUGAUCAUGAGACUAAGACCACUCACUGGAAUCCUCCCACUAACUGGAUCAACUAUCAGAGAGCACGAGAAGCGGAGGUGGAGAGACGCCAACCACCCCCUCAAACUCCCCCACAACCUUCUGUACCGCCCCCUCAACCUACCAGCACACCACCCACUCAACCUAUCAGCACACCGCCCACUCAACCUACCAGCCAACCGCCCCCUCAACCAGCAACAGCUCCCCCUAAGGAAUCAGGAGUACCUAGUGUGGAUAGAGCUGCUAAACCAUCCUCUGAUCCAACUUUGACUUCUGAUACUGGCCCUGUAGUACCGGAUCGGAGCAAGAAGCCUGUUGCUAAGCAACCCAUCAUUGUCAUGACUCCUGCAAUGAAGCAACAGAAGCAACAAAACCUUCAAGCUGUGUUCGGGACGAGGAGACAUGUACUGACGGGUCUGCGUAACCUUGGCAACACAUGCUACAUGAACUCCACCCUCCAAUGUCUUGCGUGCACUAGUCCAGUCAUUCAAUACUUCAUCAGUGGCAGCUACCAGCAGCACAUCAACCAUUCCAACCCCCUGGGCACACGAGGACAGAUUGCUAUGGAGUUUGCGUGGCUCAUGAAGGCACUCUGGUCUGGAGGAUACAAGUCUGUCUCUCCCCGGGACUUCAAGGAUAUGAUUGGUCAGUUUGUGCCACAGAUGAAAGGUAACGACCAACAAGACUCUCAGGAAUUCCUAGCCUUCCUAUUGGACGGACUACACGAGGACAUGAACAAGGUCAUGAAGAAGGUGUAUAUAGCCGAAGGUGGAGGUCAAAGUACAGAUCAGUCCAAAGCCGCUCAGCUAGCGUGGGAGAAUCAUCUCCGUAGAAACGAUUCAAUCAUUGUCAAAUUCUUCCAGGGAAUGUUUCGGAGUAGCAUCAGAUGUAUUGGUUGUGGGAAGAGCUCUGUGACCUUUGAACCCUUCAUGUACCUGAGCCUGCCGAUCCCUCCAGGUCAAGGUUCAUACUCUCUGGAAGAUUGCAUCAAAAUGUUCAUUAAGACAGAAACUGUCGAAUGGAACUGCCCUAAUUGUAAGGACACCCGAGGCAGUGCUGUUAAGAAGAUGGACAUAUGGAGACUCCCUCCAGUCCUCCUCAUUCACCUCAAGAGGUUCUCCUAUCAGGGACUGUGGAGAGAGAAGAGGCAGAACACCAUCAACUAUCCCGCAGAGUCGGCUCUGGAUAUGACCAAGUUUGUGGCUGGUUCUAAAGGUUACAAAAGCUUCUCCCUCUACUCAGUCUCCAACCAUUACGGUACUCUGACUGGUGGUCAUUACACUGCGUGCUGUCGCAAUCCCUACAAUAAAGCAUUCUACAAUUUUGAUGACCACGAAGUCAAAGAAGCGCUCCCAAGACAAGUCAAGAGUGCGGCUGCCUACAUCCUAUAUUAUAGUGCAGUGGAUCUCACUCCAGCUAAAAUGAGCUUCACUUAGUCAACAAACAUAAACAGUUAAUAUCAGUGUUUUGUGUUCAUUCAAUGCUGCUUAAGUUAGUCUUGCUCGGUUAUGAGAUAAUUAUUUCUGUAAACUGUUUGUUUGAAGCGUGACUUCCAUAUAAUUAUUGCUAAAUAAACUGGA